GAAAUUAUGCCCCCCACCCAGUCCCUGAAAGAAUCCUUCUUACAUCUCACUCACCUUCCAGGAUUCCUUUCCAGCCACCACCUCCUAACCAAUGAACCGGCUCACCACUUAUUUCCAGGAGAACCAACAGAAAUCCACCAAUGUAGUCUAUCAGGCCCACCACGUAAGCAGGAGUAAGAGAGGGCAGGUGGUUGGAACAAGAGGCGGAUUCCGAGGAUGUACUGUUUGGCUGACAGGUCUCUCCGGUGCUGGGAAAACAACAAUAAGCUUUGCUCUGGAAGAGUACCUCGUCUCCCACGCCAUUCCAUGUUACUCCCUGGAUGGGGACAAUGUCCGUCAUGGCCUUAACAAAAACCUUGGAUUCUCUCCUGGGGACCGAGAGGAAAAUAUCCGCCGGAUUGCUGAGGUGGCCAAGCUGUUUGCUGAUGCUGGUCUCGUCUGCAUUACCAGCUUCAUUUCUCCAUUCACAAAGGAUCGUGAAAAUGCCCGCAAAAUCCAUGAAUCGGCAGGACUGCCAUUCUUUGAAGUAUUUGUUGAUGCACCUCUAAAUAUUUGUGAAAGCAGAGAUGUCAAAGGCCUGUACAAACGGGCACGUGCUGGGGAGAUUAAAGGAUUCACAGGUAUUGAUUCUGAUUAUGAGAAGCCCGAAACUCCUGAGUGUGUGCUGAAAACCAAUUUGACUUCCGUGAGUGACUGUGUCCAGCAGGUGGUGGAACUUCUGCAAGAGCAGAACAUCGUACCCCAUACAGUAAUCAAAGGGAUCCACGAACUUUUUGUGCCAGAGAACAAACUUGAUCAAGUUCGAGCUGAGGCCGAGUCACUUCCUUCAUUGUCAAUUACCAAGCUGGAUCUCCAGUGGGUUCAAAUUCUGAGUGAAGGCUGGGCCACUCCCCUCAAAGGAUUUAUGCGGGAGAAGGAGUAUUUGCAAACCCUACACUUUGACACCCUGCUCGAUGGCAUUGUCCGUCAUGACGGAGUGAUCAACAUGAGCGUCCCGGUUGUGCUGCCCGUCUCCACAGACGAUAAGGCUCGGCUGGAAGGGUGCGGCGAGUUCGUCCUCAUGUUCAGUGGACGGAGGGUGGCUAUUUUACGUGACCCCGAAUUCUAUGAGCAUAGGAAGGAGGAACGUUGUUGUCGUGUGUGGGGGACAACAUCUACAAAACACCCCCAUAUCAAGAUGGUGAUGGAAAGUGGAGAUUGGCUGGCUGGGGGAGAACUUCAAGUGCUGGAGCGAAUACAGUGGAAUGAUGGGCUGGACCAGUACCGCCUGACACCUCUGGAGCUCAAACAGAAAUGUAAAGAAAUGAAUGCUGAUGCGAUUUUUGCAUUCCAGUUGCGCAAUCCUGUCCACAAUGGCCAUGCUCUGUUGAUGCAGGACACCCACCGCCAGCUCCUGGAGAGGGGCUACAAGCACCCGGUGCUGCUGUUGCACCCCCUGGGGGGCUGGACCAAGGAUGACGAUGUGCCGCUGGACUGGCGAAUGAAGCAGCAUGCAGCUGUGCUCGAGGAGGGCGUCCUGGAUCCCAAGUCAACCAUUGUCGCCAUCUUCCCAUCACCUAUGUUAUACGCCGGCCCCACAGAGGUCCAGUGGCACUGCAGGUGCCGGAUGAUGGCAGGGGCCAAUUUCUAUAUUGUGGGCAGGGAUCCUGCAGGAAUGCCUCACCCUGAGACCAAGAAGGAUCUGUAUGAACCUACUCAUGGGGGCAAGGUCUUGAGCAUGGCACCUGGCCUCACCUCUGUGGAAAUCAUUCCAUUCCGAGUGGCUGCCUACAGUAAAGCCAAAAAGGCCAUGGACUUCUAUGAUCCAGAAAGGCACAAUGAGUUCGACUUCAUCUCAGGAACUCGUAUGAGAAAGCUCGCCAGGGAAGGAGAAAAUCCCCCAGAUGGCUUCAUGGCCCCCAAAGCAUGGAAAGUGCUGAUGGAUUAUUACAGAUCCCUGGAGAAGAUCAACUAAAUGCUCUUUGGCUCCAAAGUCUCCUUCUGAAGUGCUCUUUGAUUACCUUUUCUAUUUUUGUGAUUAGAUGCUUUGUAUCCAAUUGUUUCUCAGUGAUUUUAAAGUUAGUAUUUUAUGAGGUACAAUUGCUUUUCAGUGAUUUUAAAGUUAGUAUUUUAUGAGGUACAAAAUUGUGCAUAUAAUUUAAAGUCAACUUCAUAUAUGUAUAUACAUAUAUAUACAUACAUAUAUUUGUAUAUAUAUGUAUAGAUAUACAUAUAUGAAGAUAAAAAUCUUAGCAGGUGAAAGCAAUAUUGUUACACAUUUCAGAAUGAAAUUAGCUAUGCUGUCUACUGCAUCUGAGCAGGUAGGUCCCAGAUUUCUUAAAGCUUUGACCAUGUGUCCAGUUUACAUGUCAAAACUGGAAGUGUACUUUCCAGCUUAUCCUUGGCAACCAGCAAUCCCAAUAUCAUAUCCCAGUAGUAAAAUAAAUCAGAUGAAAUUCUCUUCCCUCCAACUGACUGUAUACAGCCUACUGCCCAGUAACCUAAGUGCUGAGGACUGGAGAAACCAAAUGUGUGAUAAUGUGAAUUUAAUCUUAGAGAUCUAUGCAGCCUAAUUUCUGCCGUGAAAGUUGUAUCAUCUAGUAAGGAGAGGUCUUAACGGUCUUCUGUGAAUAAUGUAAGUCCAACAUGGUGACAUUAAAUAGUGUAGCAUGUUUUGAUAAAAGGAUUUGUUCCAAGGAUCAAACAAUCUGGCUAUCUUUGCUGUGGUCAUUAUAUCCUACAGACAGUCUGAGCCAAUUUGACUGCAGUGGCAGCGGCUGUCACCAAAAAUUCACACCAUCAGACUAGCAAGGUGCUAGAAUAGGAAAAGACCAUGAAAACAAUUUGAACCUUUCAUCUUAGAGGUGAACAAAAUGAGGUGGCCCAUGAAAGUGCUCCCUGAGCUGCUGAGCACCAUCACAAAAGCACAAAAUCGACAUCCGAAGUAUUGAUGGCCCUGAAUGAGUGCACAGGUCCCUGAACACUCUGGUGCUGAAGCUCCUUGAUCAUUCGCCACUUAAAAAGCAGUCUUGGCUAUAGCAAGGCCUGGGUUUUUCUAAACUCUACUGAUCCUUAACUGUAGAAAACACUUUCCCAAGGACUCAAGCUGUUCUGAGAAAUCCUGAGACGCCUUCACUUUUUGAGAGGUAAUCUGUUGUACUUUACAGGUAAUUCGCCAUUGCCAACGAAUGUUUGAACAACACCUUUUAUAUAUAUAAUAAGUCUCUCUGGAAGGGACCUAGACUGGAAAAGAGAAAACUGUGAUGUAUUUCAUAUUGUCCAUUUUAAAAAAUGCUAGUCUUAGCUAAUUAAUAAUUCUUUUGAGAAUAAAUCACAUACAAUGGCCACAGCAGUUUGUCCUUUCGUAUAGUACUGAACAUUUAUAGAUGUACCAUUGCCUUUUUAAAAAGCAACAUAUUUAUUGAAAACAUGAGACAGGAUGUUGUGCCUUAACCAAAUGUAUUUUUAAAAACAUAUUUAAAACUGCUCUUCUGCUCUACUGUGACACUUGUGCAAAUGACUAUUUCUGUAUACAACUGAUGCUUGCCCUUAUUUUAAUAAAUUUCUCAAAAUAAUGGCUGAGU
Fukomys damarensis (Damara mole-rat) is the source of this 3563-nucleotide messenger RNA. It is a transcript of the gene Papss2, whose product is annotated as 3'-phosphoadenosine 5'-phosphosulfate synthase 2. Gene Ontology annotation, molecular function: adenylylsulfate kinase activity; sulfate adenylyltransferase (ATP) activity; ATP binding. The transcript has 13 exons. Gene Ontology annotation, biological process: 3'-phosphoadenosine 5'-phosphosulfate biosynthetic process; sulfate assimilation. The record is from RefSeq and is a predicted model, not a curated record. NCBI's taxonomy places the organism in Eukaryota, Metazoa, Chordata, Mammalia, Rodentia, Bathyergidae. Bases 92 to 1954 code for a protein of 620 amino acids.